This is a messenger RNA of Anoplophora glabripennis (Asian longhorned beetle), 2012 nucleotides long. Its product is annotated as coiled-coil domain-containing protein 22 homolog. Lineage: Eukaryota; Metazoa; Arthropoda; Insecta; Coleoptera; Cerambycidae. The transcript is spliced from 6 exons. Gene Ontology annotation, biological process: positive regulation of ubiquitin-dependent protein catabolic process. The record is from RefSeq and is a predicted model, not a curated record. Gene Ontology annotation, molecular function: cullin family protein binding. Bases 241 to 1920 code for a protein of 559 amino acids.
UAUAUGUUUUGUGUUUGUGGUUUGGUUUUUACAAUCUUUGUAAAUGUAAUUUGUAGUAAUAAUAUAUACAUAAACAAACAUAGGGGCUCUUAGUGGUAGUGAAUUUUUAAGAAGUUAGUUUUAAAUUGAAAUAAAUGAUAUAAUCUGAGCCUGUGGAGAAUAAUGCAUGUUUUUCGAUAAAUUAUAGGAUUACUUACCUAAUUUUUUUCUUGGACUUGAACAUAUAGCUGUACCAGCAUAAUGGAUGAAGUAGACAAAAUAAUAAUAGAUUCACUGAAGCAUUUAGAAUGUGAUUUCUGCGAUGAUAUUGAACAUUUGAAACAAUUUGAUGCGGAUAUGGUGGUUUCAGCUAUAUCAACCUGUUUAGAAGCAGUUACGCCAGACUUACAUUUACCAAAAAAACUACCCCCGUCAAUGAGUGCCAGACUUAAUAUUGCGUCUGAUUUAGCACAACAUAUAAAAAACUUAGGUUUUAGAGGUGAUAUGGGUUAUCAGACCAUUUUAUACUGUAAUGAAGUGGAAGUGCGUAGAGUUUUAAUGUUUUUAAUUGAACGAUUACCUAGAGAAACUAUCAAAACCAUACCCAUUGAACAAACUGGUUAUGUCCCAAGAAUAGUGAAGAAGAUUGAAGAGAAUGUAAAAAAUUCUUUAAAGCAAAUGUGGAUUCCUUCAUCACUUUUACAUUUCGGCAUAAGGGAAUGUGAUGGUGGAUAUUUAGUUAAUAGUUUAGGAAACAGCUGUCCGCUUCAAACCACAAAUUUAGUUAUUCCUGAUUCAAAAAUUAAUGAUGAAGCUUUAAAAGAAUAUUGGAUUCAUAACAUUCCCGAUGUUACUAAGCAAUGCCCUGCAAGAAAGUUGAUUCCUUCUUUGCUUUUCAAAGAUAAUGAAUUUGUAGGAAAUCCUGAUUUGUUAAUUGCUAUUAAAAACCAACGUGAAAUUGUCACAGUAGUGGAGGCGCCUACUAAUAUAAAAAUAGAUUUAUCCUCUGACGAGGUUCAGAAAGAGAUUACAGCAGAAAUAAACAUACAAAAACCAUCAGAAAAUAAAAUGGACGGCCUCUUAAAAGAAGUGGAAGUAAUUAAAUCACAAUUUCUCUCACUACAAGAAGUUAUUAAAAGUAACGAACUUCAGCUCUCUCAGCUUAGAAAUAUGAAAAGUGAAGAACAAGAAGUUUUAAAGGACACAUUGUCAAAGAUAAAAUUGAAAACGAAAACUUUGGCUGUAAUUAACAAAGAAGAAAAUAUGGCAAAGUUGAAAAAUAUUGUUCAGAAUGCGAGUGACCGCCUUGUAGAACUGGCUAAUCAAUGGAAUGAAGUGCAGACUCCUCUUUUAGAUGAGUAUAGAUCUCUACAGAACACUUUAACGACAGAAGAAAUAAAACUGCAAGAAGAACAACUGAAAUUGAAUAAUGCUAAAGAGACUCAUCAAAAGCUUAUAGAGGAUUUAAAAGAAAAAUCAAUUUUGGAGCAAAGUUUAAUGGAAAAAUGUCAACAGAUGAACAGAAAUAACAAUAGGUCAGCAUAUACGAGGAGGAUUCUUGAAAUAAUCGGCAAUAUUAGAAAACAGAGUAGUGAAAUUCAAAAAGUGUUGAAAGAUACGAAAGAGACCCAAAAAGAAAUAAAUAGUCUAACUGGACAAGUUGAUAGAUCUUUUACGUUAUCUGAAGAACUGAUAUUUGCAGAUGCCAAGCACGAUGAAACAGCUAGAAGAGCAUACAAAUUAUUAGCUACAUUAAGAGAUGAAUGUAGCAGUAUAUUAAAGGCCGUUUCUGAUUUAGGACUGGCUGAAAGAGAGUCCAGAAAUUUGCAAGAGCAAAUCGAAACUGAAAAGUCGAAAGAAGUUGCUGCUAAACUCAAUCGUGUCUAUACCGAUUUGGAACAAAUCCAAAAAGAAACUCAAAUUUUAUUAAAGCAGACUUAAUUUUAUUUAUUAUUCAUUGUUGGUGAAAUGUACACCAUAACAAUACUGUAUAACGAUAUUAUCUGAAAAGUAAAAUAAACACGUUCUUUAUA